Messenger RNA from Moneuplotes crassus, 2303 nucleotides. The record is from the annotation of a GenBank genome assembly. Lineage: Eukaryota; Ciliophora; Spirotrichea; Euplotida; Euplotidae.
AUGGAAGAACAAAAGCAAAAGGUUGAUAAAGGAAGGGAGGAAAAGAAGCCUGAUUUCCAGAGAAUACAAGAUUACUUCAAACCAAGGCCUCACUAUUCAGUCAAGAGGAUACUUGAAGAUCAAGAUAAAGUAAUGGAUAUUGAGAAUUUCAUGAUGAACAUGCAAGUUAGAUAUUUCAGAAAUGAUUUCUUCAAGAAGAUAAAGAUAUUCAGCUUCUUGUUCUCUAUCCUUGUGACAAUAAUAGGUAUCUGCAUACAUUUCUAUAUGGAAGACAAUAAAACAGCAGGAAUGGGUAGAAAUCGGUGAUUUAUCUCAGCAUUUCUGACAAUAGCAACUGUUUUUAUCUUGCACUACUUCCCAGAAAGACAUGGGAUCAUCGCUCCAGUUAUGAGCGUGUGGCUUUUUAUAUGCAUGUCAGAUUUCUAUGAGAGCUCAGAUAGAUUUGUCAUGCAUGAAUAUGCACUCCCAACUAUUUCAUAUGCCUACUUAAUCAUGGUGUUGGUUCCAAGCUCAUGGAAGUCUCAUUUGAUCAGUUGAAUGCUAGGGUUUCUCUAUUACCUAACAAAAAUCGUUAAGAAGAGAGGUGAAAUUCCGACUGCCUUCUGGAUUUCAAUGAUUCCAACUUUCUUCUAUUUCAUUUCAAUUGCAUUCCUAAUAAACAUGAGAUUGAAGGAGUUGUACAGUUACAUUAGGAAGAUAGAGGUGAUGAGAAAUGAAACUAAGAGCAUCCUGGAGAGCUUUCCCAAUGCGUUUUCCAUUAAUCCUUGCCACUCAGAAGAUAAAGGAGCAAAUCCUACAUUCACUAAUCAGGAGUUUGACCAGAAAAUUCUCGAUGUCAAAAACAAGGUUAAUGACAUAAAGAAUGUUGAGAUCCAAUUCAGUCAAAGAAAUAAGGAAACUGAGGAGAGAGUCAAGUGUGACCUAAAAACAUACCUUGACCAAGUACAUAAGAGGCUAACUAAUCUGGAUAUUUUUGAGCAGAGCAAUAUCAGGAUCUGUAGAUCUAGCUCUGAGAAGAAUAUUCACCACUAUGAAGAUCAGGUGUACACUAUCAAGAGUUUUGAAGUCAAAUGGAAUGAGCAAAGAUGCUUCAUGGAUGUAUUCAUCAGUAAUACUGAUAUUUUCAGGUUCGAACAAGCCCAAAAGGAAAUAAAAAAGCAUAAAUUGAUGCUUGGGAGAGCUAGUGACGAGCUUCAGACUUCAUUGGAAUCAAUUUUACACUCUUUCACAUCUGUUAAAGAGAACACCAAAAGUCUUUGAGAUAUUACCUCGGCUCAUGAUUGUAAAGAAAGGAGCUUCAAAGAUAAUAUCAAACUCUCCACCAGACAAAUAUUUCAAGAUCUAAAUUCAUGAGAUCAAAGUUCUCAGAUCCUAUUAUCACUUUCAGAAAGCAUGCGAGAUUUCUCUAAGAUUGAUAUUGAAAGUAUCGACACUAGCAUAAGAGAUUUCAAUUUAAGGAAUUUCAUGGAAGAAAUUCAUCAACAAUGCUUAUAUCAAACACGAUUAAGAGGAGUCAAGCUGACCACUCAGAUUGAAAAACACCUCACCAACGUAUAUGUUGCCAGUGAUAGGGCUAAAAUAAAACUAAUCCUUAUAAAUCUAGUCAUGAACAGGCUGAAGUACUUGCCAGAGCAAAAUAUCUUGAUUCAAGUGAAACCCAAGAAAUCAAGACAUUCUUAUUUCCUUCAGUUCACUAUCAUGGAAACUUAUGAAAGGGAAUGCGGAAAAUUGAAGAAAAAUAAUGAAGAAAAUAGCAAAGACCCUGGUGAACAAGAAGCUGGAGAAAUAAGAAUGAUCAUCUGCCAAAAGUACAUAGAAAAACUUGGAGGAAAAUUUAUCCUUCCUCGUGGAAUUCAUUCAUCAGCUCGGAUAGAUAAAUCGCUAGACCAGUGCCUGAAUGAAUCCCAAAUAUCGGAUGAAAGUGGAUAUGCUUCAGCUCAGUCAUUAAGGAUUCACGGAAAGAUGAAGUUCAUUAUCCAAGCUAACAAAGAUUUAAAAAUAAUCAAGCCAAAGAGGUUACAAAAAGGAGUGCUAGACAAUCGAGUAUUAUCAAAAACCCUGUGAGAAUAUUGAGGCAUCCUAAACUUUAAUGAUUGUACCUGCCAAGAUUAUGUAGACAUUGUUCAUCAUCCAGAGGAGCAAGAGUAUUGGCCAGAGAAGAAAGAGAAUCAAGCGGUAGAAUUCGAUGAGUUAUUUGUCAGUCAAGAGUACUUUAACGAGAGCCCAAAUCAAGAUCUGACUCAAAACCUUGCUCUGACCCAACCUCAGGCUCCAAAACUUCUUCCUGUAUAUCGCUAAUUAUU